Molecule: messenger RNA, 1680 nt
Organism: Drosophila obscura
Lineage: Eukaryota; Metazoa; Arthropoda; Insecta; Diptera; Drosophilidae
Product: cytochrome P450 311a1-like
Molecular function (GO): oxidoreductase activity, acting on paired donors, with incorporation or reduction of molecular oxygen; monooxygenase activity; iron ion binding
Source: RefSeq, marked validated
GAUUGAUUGGGUUACCCUCGUUUCGCGUUUCUAUUCCGGUUCAGCCCGCAGUCAGCAGUCCGCACUCAGUUCGAGGCGGUCAGAGACUGCACAUUGCUUCGACUAUCAAACUAAGCAAGAUGCCCAUUUGGUUGCUGCUGCUGCUGGGCCUGGGACUGCUGCUGCUCCUUCAGAAGUGGCGGUUGCUGCGCCUGGGCAGCAGCCUGCCCGGUCCCUGGGCUUUUCCGCUGCUGGGCAACGCCCAAAUGGUGGGCAAGCUGCGGCCCGAAUUCAUAUUUCUGGUCUUUACAGAGCUACGCGACCGCUUUGGCGCCACCUACCGCCUGUGGCUGGGGCCGCAGCUGUGGGUGUUCCUGCACACAGCAGAGGAGACGCGCGAGGCGCUGCACGAUGCCACACUGCGCAAGGCGGAGACCUUCCUGCAGCUGGAGCCGCUCAUCGGUAACGGGCUGCUAAUUAGCCAUGGCGCCCACUGGACGCAGCAGCGUCGCCUCCUCACUCCCGCCUUUCGGCCGAUCCUCUUGCGGAGCUUUGCCCCCAGUGUGGCCAAGCAUGCGGAUCGUCUGAUUCAGCGGCUCGUCGCGACCCGCGGCACCUUCCUCGAGCUAACGGAUCCACUUUUUGCCUGUCUGCUGGACGCCAUCGUGGACACCUCCAUGGGCGGGCAGCUGGAUACGCAGUCUGUGGCGCACUCUCCCAUCGUCGGUGCCUUCCACCGCAGCAGCCAGCUGCUGUUCAAGCGCAUGAUCAAUCCCCUGCUGGCCUCCGACUGGGUCUUCCAGCGAACCCAACUGUGGCGCGAGCUGAGCGAGCAGCUCCAGGUUAUCCACACGCUAAUGGAUUCAUUGAUUGAGCGCCGCUCCGCACAGCUCCAGCAACAGGCGGAUGUAGCCCCCCGCAAGGCGCUCAACCUGCUGGACACGCUCCUUCUGGCCAAGAUCGACGGCGAACCGUUGAGUCGAAAGCAGAUACGCGACGAGGUCAACACUUUUGUGUUUGCGGGCGUGGACACAACAACGGCGGCCAUGUCUUUUGUCCUGUACGCACUGGCCAAGAAUCCCGAGGCACAGGACAGGUUGCUGGAGGAGUUGCGGCAGCUGCCGCCCAAUGGAUCCACGGAUCUGGAUGCGCUCAAUGAGCUGCCCUAUUUGGAUGCCCUGCUCAAGGAGGUGCUGCGCCUGUACACGAUCGUGCCCACCACCGGACGCCAGACCACCUGCUCCACCGUCAUCGGGGGCCGUACGUACUGCGCCGGUGUCACGCUCUGGAUAAACAUGUACGGCCUGGCCCACGAUGCCAGCUACUAUCCCGAUCCAUAUGUCUUCAGGCCGGAGCGCUGGAUGCAGGCGACGGCAACUCUGCAGCAGGAUGUGGCCUCCUCCUCCUUCAGCUACAUACCAUUCUCGGGCGGUCCGCACGUCUGUAUUGGGCGCCGCUAUGCGCUGCUUCUGAUGAAACAGCUGACGGCUCACAUAGCGACUGCCUUUCGGCUGGAACUGCGCCCCGACGAGCCAGAGCUGACGCUGCAGGCUGAGGGCAUCCACGUGGCAUUUAAAAAACGCUAACCAAGUCAGCCCUGGACGAGCGUCCGUCAUGUGUGACAUGUUGUAACAUUUUCCAGUUGAAUUUUGUACGCAAUAUACAUAUCCGAUACGUUGUUUGUUUUGUUUGUUUAGUUUU